This is a messenger RNA of Macadamia integrifolia, 1144 nucleotides long. Its product is annotated as 60S ribosomal protein L7-2-like. Gene Ontology annotation, cellular component: cytosolic large ribosomal subunit. Gene Ontology annotation, molecular function: RNA binding; structural constituent of ribosome. Bases 158 to 898 code for a protein of 246 amino acids. NCBI's taxonomy places the organism in Eukaryota, Viridiplantae, Streptophyta, Magnoliopsida, Proteales, Proteaceae. The record is from RefSeq and is a predicted model, not a curated record. Gene Ontology annotation, biological process: maturation of LSU-rRNA from tricistronic rRNA transcript (SSU-rRNA, 5.8S rRNA, LSU-rRNA). The transcript is spliced from 7 exons.
ACUUAACGGGUUUUUGAUCGACAGAUUACGUUUCUAAGGUCAUUUCACGUCAUUUGAACCAUCUAUAAUUACUGCGCCUUCGCUUUCGUCGUCUCUUCUCUUCCCGGCGCACAUCGAUCUUCCUUGCAGCUCUGGCAACUGAGCCUAAGCCUAAGAGAUGGGAGAAGAAGCAGCCAAAGCAGGGGCUAUUGUUCCUGAGUCCGUACUGAAGAAGAGCAAGAGAAAUGAAGAAUGGGCUUUAGCAAAAAAGGAAGCACUGGACGUGCAGAAGAAGAAGAAUGCUGAGAAUCGAAAGCUCAUCUUCAAGAGGGCUGAAAAAUAUGCAGCAGAAUAUGUUGAACAGGAGAAAGAGAUAAUCAGAUUGAAGCGAGAGGCCAAGCUGAAAGGAGGUUUCUAUGUUAAUCCAGAGGCCAAGUUGUUGUUCAUUAUUCGUAUUCGUGGUAUCAACGCAAUGCACCCCAAAACAAGAACGAUUUUGCAACUUCUCCGAUUGAGACAGAUAUUCAACGGUGUAUUUCUCGAAGUGAACAAAGCAACCAUGAAUAUGUUGCACAGGGUUGAGCCUUACGUGACUUAUGGGUACCCUAAUCUGAAAAGUGUGAGAGAACUGAUAUACAAGAGGGGCCAUGGAAAACUGAACAAGCAGCGAAUUGCUUUGACUGAUAAUUCAGUUGUUGAACAGGCACUAGGCAAGUAUGGGAUAAUCUGCAUGGAAGAUCUGAUCCAUGAGAUCAUGGCAGUGGGACCCCAUUUCAAGCAAGCCAACAAUUUCUUAUGGCCGUUUAAGCUCAGUGCUCCAUCGGGUGGUUUGAAGAAGAAGAGAAACCAUUAUGUGGAAGGUGGAGAUGCUGGGAAUCGGGAGGAUUGCAUCAAUGAGCUCAUUAGGAGGAUGAACUAGACGAUUGAUCUUUUCAGAAUUUUGGAUAGAGUUCACAUGUUGGAGAUGGCACGAAUCAGGAGGAUUACUUCAAUGAGCUCAUUAAGAGGAUUUACUUGUACUUUUUUUUUUUUUAUGUUAUUCUUUUUUGUGUGGCAAUUUUUUGGUACUUAUUUUUAUUUUUUGAGACUCACCAUGAAGCAAUGCUCAAUGCAAAAACUUCAGUAUUAAAAGAAAGAUUGCGGAUGAUAGGCAAAUUCCACAAAA